GGGCUUAGCUGUUCACUUUAAUUCCCACUUGGGGCCAAAGAUCAAUAGGGAAACAUUUAACGAGGCUAUCACUAUGAGACUACGAUGCAGAAAACAUAUCGACUAGAUGCACCCCAACCUGGCUGAGGUUUACUUGGAUCUUGGUCAGUUUGGACUCAUCGAAAGAGCAAAUAUGAAGAUGUGAGAAGUAUGGACAUUUCAAAAACCAAGUUUAAACAUGCUAAAUCUGUGACGCCCAGACGCCCAGGAUUCACUGAUGAUGGUGGCACAGUGAAUCACAUGAAUCGCUCAUUGACACGUUAUAAGGGAACUCGGACGUUUGCCAUUAGCAGUACCUACAGUUUGCACUCUUUGGGUCGGUCGCAAAGCUCAAGGUCUUUCGUAGCAGCACUAAAUAGCGAAAAUAUGUCUCCACCAAUGUCUCAGAAGAAAACCUUUACAUCCAGUAGAAACUCUGGACGAAACAUGAAAUCAACACAAAGGCGGUUCGCCUUGAAGAGCGCCCCAGUUAGAUCCUUUUUUCCGCAUUCAGGCCGGAUGGAGCAGAAAAUGAUGUUUACCGACGGAUUACCCAAUAGCCUGAAGUCGUCGAGCCUGGGAUUACCAAGUUCGAAACAAUCCAGGGUGCAGACGAGAGCCAUUAGUUCUGGGCGCACAUCGUCCGUGUCCAGCACCACGACACCUCGUACCGCCACUGUUGGUCGAUACUUUGACAGCCACAAUGGACUCUCCAGGUUGAACUCAUUCAAAUAUUCCCAGUUUCCUCAUGUGACGUCUGAUUGGGAUGCACCGUUACUUCACAUCAAGCAAGUGAUUCUUUACCAUAAGGAUGACUUCCUAAGCAGAAUGCGGCCUGAAAGUUUAGACUAAUCUAAACAGAAGUUAGACCAGAUGGUUCCAUUUGACAGUAGUACAUUGCCAAUGUUGAAAAGUGUUCAUUCUCAAUAGAUCUAUAUUCUAGAAGAAGCAUUUCGUUUGUGCUGACAUAUAUAUAUAUAUAUAUAUAUAUAUAUAUAUAUAUAUAUAUAUAUAUAUAUAUAUAUAUAUAUAUAUAUAUAUAUAUAUUUAGUGUUAGAGUUUAUUUAGUGUCAGAUGGACGACUAUUUAUUCAUUUACGUUAAUUCAGCACUCGGGCAGUGGCGUCACUAAGGGGACAGUGCAUGGGGCGACACUCAUCAAGGGAAAAAAAAUGAUAUAAUGGGUUAAGUUUUUUUUUUUUUUUUUGGGGGGGGGGGUCACGUGGGAAGAGAGGAACUUUUGAGUUAUCCGUACCGAGUGACACCAAACUUAGCGACGCCUCUUUUCUGGAGUUUAGCUUUAUCAUUUAUCAUGUUUUCAUCUCUCUAAACGUAUUCAGCAUUCGCUUUUGAUCAAUUUCAGAAGUUCCGGGGAAAUAUGUGUAAAAGAAAAUAAAAAAAAAAUUUUUGUUAAGCACCUAGUAUUCAGGUUUGUCUUAAAAUAAGUUCAAUUUAGUUGAAUAAAAUCUAAAAUAGAAACAACGCUUUAUGAAAUGUUGGCGCGACUAUUAACAUAAAAAAGCUCAAAUAUCUAUGAUUGAAUGCGCAAAUCUCCCAAUGAAGAGGACAUUGUGCAAAUUAAAUCUUAAGUAGUUUAUUUUCUCUAUAGUUUCGUUCAUUCUUCGUGAUAGUAUUGUUUGGUCAUGCCGCCAUUUCGCGAAUAUGUACUUGCUCCAUAACGUUUGAGAUUCAUCGGAUUUCGUGGCAUCAUGGUAAGCAGAAAUCACCAAGUGUCACCGACAUAGAAUUUACUUAAUUUAUACAGCAUGAGAGACUCACUUUCACCAAUGAAUUGUUCAUAUUGAAAAAAAAUAAGUUUUUAAACUAAUGUACACAUCGUAAAGUUCACAUUGUUACAUUAAACCUUUACACUACUAAA
Biomphalaria glabrata is the source of this 1896-nucleotide messenger RNA. RefSeq lists its product as uncharacterized. Bases 190 to 870 code for a protein of 226 amino acids. The record is from RefSeq and is a predicted model, not a curated record. The transcript is spliced from 5 exons. Lineage: Eukaryota; Metazoa; Mollusca; Gastropoda; Planorbidae.